Molecule: messenger RNA, 1659 nt
Organism: Bipolaris oryzae ATCC 44560
Lineage: Eukaryota; Fungi; Ascomycota; Dothideomycetes; Pleosporales; Pleosporaceae
Exons: 1
Coding region: 1-1659 (552 amino acids)
Molecular function (GO): FAD binding
Source: RefSeq, a predicted model, not a curated record
AUGGCACUCUCAUGGGUCGCAUACACCUGCAUCGCGAUCCUCCUUGCCUCCGUCUACCUCCGCAAGCGCCUAAGCAACCACACAUCCCAGUUAGAACGUGAUGCGCAAGCCGAGAAACCUGGUCGCCCACGCCACAAGGAUGGGCUAACUGCAUCUGCGCGCCAACUUCGCGGCAGACUCGUUGCUACCAUCCCGCACAUCACCGUCACACCCGAUAAAGCUCUUGAAUUCGAGAAGUCGGUGAAUGCGUACUGGGACCGGAAAGCGUGUGAGGUACAUCCCUCGUGUGUAGUGCGGCCGCGUAAUGUGUGGGAGUUGGCACAGGCCGUUAAGAUACUCCGGCAAGAAUUCGAUCGACGGGUUCAGCAGAGUGGGGAUUCAAGAGAGGAGUUGGAGCCGGUUUUUGCGGUGCGAGGGGGAGGUCAUAGUCCUGUUGGUGGUGCGUCGAGUAUUCAAGGUGGGGUGCUUAUUGAUCUUAGUCUCUUUGACAAGGUUGUCCUAGCAGAAGAUAAAAAGAGUGUGGCGAUUGGUGCUGGAUGCCGAUGGAUCGAUGUUUAUGCCGCGCUAGAAAAAUAUGGGCUUGCGGUUGUGGGAGGGAGGAAUUGUGCGGUCGGUGUAGCGGGAUUGACGCUUGGAGGGGGUUUAUCGUUUUUCUCGCCUCAGUAUGGGUUUGUGUGCAGUAAUGUUGUUGGGUAUGAAGUUGUUCUCGCGGAUGGAUCGGUUGUCACGGCGGAUCAGCACAAUAAUACGGAACUUUGGCGUGCACUGAAGGGUGGAGGAAACAAUUUCGGUAUCGUUACUCGGUUUAGUGCUCGUACGUUUCCGUGUACGAAUAUUUGGAGCGGAUUCGUCUACUACUCGUCUUGGAAAACCCCGGAAAUCCUUUCUGCAUUCCACUCUUUCGUUGCGCGCACCACGUCCGGCGAAACAAACGACAGCUUCGAUCCUCACGCCGCUGGCCCGCUGGUUUGCUUUACCUAUCUCCAGUCCUACGGCAUCCAAGGCAUCGCCGUGAACCUCGUACAUACGUCACCAGAUCCCAAGAGCAAAGGCUGGCCAAGCACCUGGCUCAGUUCUGGGUUCAAAAGCACAUGUCGAUUCUGGAGCACGUGCAAGGUGCGGACGUUAAGUGAAGCGACAGAUGAACUGAAUGCAUUGAAUCCGCCGCAACGCCGCCAGGAAUUCGCUACAACGACGAUCAAGAAUGAUUUGGACACUUUGACGGCAACGCAUACGGCGUAUUGCAAUGCUAUUCAGAAAAUCCGACAGCACAAUGUCAAGGGAGUGUCUUGGACACUCGUGCUCCAGCCACUGCUUCCUAUCUGGACGCGCAAGGGCGACGCUAACCUCAUGGGGCUUGACCAGAAGGACGAAGAAUCCUUAGUCAUUGUAAGUUUCACAGUAAACUGGACCCUGAGUAGAGACGAUGAGGUCGUGCAAGACAUCACAAGAGCCGCGAUUGAACAGAUAGAUGCGUAUGCCCAGAAAAGGGGGACACAACAUAAGUACCGAUACAUGAACUAUUGUGCAAAGUGGCAGAACCCAUUCGACGGGUACGGAAACGAGAACUUGGAAUCUCUUCACCGCGUUAGGAGAGACGUUGAUCCUGAGGGUUUAUUCCAACAUGGAUGCAAUGGAGGAUUUAAACUAGGCAUGUAA